AUGUCACCACAACGUACCCGCUUUCUUGACAUAUGGUUACCCGUGUACUUCUCAACGCUCGAGCGCCUCCGGAUCACUCAAGGGCAAGAUUACCAAGAAAUAGACAAUUCUGGCCAGGAGAGCUCUGACAGUCUCUCUUUUGCCUUGUCUUGUGACGAGGAAGACAGACCGCCUCUCAGACUUGGCUUUGGACAGGACGAACUUGAGAACGCUCCCCAUCGCCGGCCUCAAGGCAACGCAUUGCGGAUAUAUGCCAGUCCAGGGAAUCGCCUUAGCAGAAAUCGCUACGCUAGCUGUGACCAGUUGAGGGGACAGAGCUCGGGACAGAGUAUAAUAUCGGUUGCAACGGAGGAAUCGAUCCUUCGAAUGGGAAAACGGCAAUUGCGAUUUGAAAGUCUACCCAGAAGUUCGACGAGUCCGAAACCUAAUCCUGGCAGCAUGGUGUCGCUUUCUGCUAAUGCCACGACUGCGGCUCCGGAUCUCAAGUCUACUGCCGAUUCCAUGUAUGAGUCGUUCCGCUGGUUAGAGGAGGAGGAGGACCUGGAUUUGAAGUUGUGCCUCGAUGACCAUCAUUUCAAUUUACGAGGCGAGGAUGUGUUGGCUGAGAAGCACCGGCCGUCAUUUAGACGGCACAUGUCCAUUUCUAAGCUCCCUUUCAGCAGUCGUGCUUCGUCUACGUUGAGUCGGCCAACUACGAAGGACACCUCUGCGAGCCCGCCACUGAUGGGAUCACCUGUCUCAAGCCCGAGUUCACCUAUUCUUGGCCAUGUUCGCCGAAGAUCACGGGCUCUUUCUCUCAUCUCGCCUAACAAGCAGCCAGUUCCAGAUGCAUCUGUCUCGAUUGAUGCCGCAGCAGCACAUUACCAGGAUCCAGACGCAAGGAUGAAGCUCCGAGUGUAUCUUGCCUCGCCACACAAAUUUGACGAGGCCGUUGAAUUUGGUUUUCCAUCAAUUGAGGAAGUACAGAGCAGCGAAAAUUACCCACGACGUAAGAGGGCAAGUUUGUCACAAGGACAGUCAACUAACUCCAUGGCCAAGUCAAAUGGCUCUCCUGAGGAUGACAAAUCCUCGGUCUACAGUGAUGGGGCCUCUACUAAGGAGCCCGAGUCGCCUAGGACCCCAGAAAUGGAGAAAUCUCUAUCAGUCAAACCAGUUCGCGUUAGCCAAGAGAAGGACGACAUAUCAAACACGGCCGGUUAUGCUCAAGCACCAGCAGCAUGUCGGGAAAUGACACUCCGUAUGACCUUGACACGGCCCGAUCUUCGCGCAAAUGAGGAUCAAAUUUAUGGUUGGCAAAAGACCUCCAAUGGACGAAAAUCUCAGGCCAGAGACGAGCCGUUGUCGCCAGUGUCUACUACCCGAGAAGGACACUCGAAAGAAAGCAUUGAACGGCAGCUUGCCACUAUGGAUCAAGAAGACCUACUGGCAAAUGACAAUGGCGUAAUGAAGAGAUUCUGGAACCGUGUGCGUCGGUCAUAA
Metarhizium brunneum ARSEF 3297 is the source of this 1479-nucleotide messenger RNA. Lineage: Eukaryota; Fungi; Ascomycota; Sordariomycetes; Hypocreales; Clavicipitaceae. The record is from RefSeq and is a predicted model, not a curated record.